Molecule: messenger RNA, 2555 nt
Organism: Oncorhynchus masou masou (cherry salmon)
Lineage: Eukaryota; Metazoa; Chordata; Actinopteri; Salmoniformes; Salmonidae
Product: protein FAM171B-like
Exons: 8
Coding region: 120-2471 (783 amino acids)
Source: RefSeq, a predicted model, not a curated record
UGUUCAUGUUGAACUAAUUGUAUCGCUUAGAGAACUACAAUGGCCUACCAUGCGGAGGACAAUGUGGGACUCAUGCCUAAUGUUUACCGUUAUGUCUCGCUUUGUAACUGCAAGUAGUCAUGUCAGUAUUAGGAGUUUACCUGUUGUUAUUAGCGCUAUUCUACAGGGACCGGAUGAGAUUGACGGCAAGCAGUUUGUCUGCCGCGGGCCAGAUGGCACAGCGCGAUGACGGCGAUAUUGUAGACUUUAUUGUUAAGGGCGCAGCAGAACAUCAAGCGGUUCAACAAAUUCAGCAUCAGGACCAGACAGCAUCUGUCUACUCGUCAGGCUCUAAAUUCCCUCUGAAGGUCCAGGUCAAUGACAUGUCAACCCGCCACGUCCUGAGCCUAGCCACAGUGGAGGUGUAUGUGAACUACACCAGGACCAACUCUGCUCUCACCACUGAGGAUGGUGGAGUUUUUCUUUAUGUGCCCUACCAACUGGGGUUACCCCUCACCAUCGUGGCUAGAAUGGACAGUUACCUGCUCACCGUGCUGCCCUGGAAAACUACCAGGAUACCAAUAUUUUCAGCUGUGACCAUGUCCCUGUUGUCCAUAAACCAAGGCAACAUCUGGUGGUUUGACGAUUCAGUUCUGAUAACUGGCAAAACAUCUGAAGCCUUGUCGCAGCCCAGGGUCCAGUUCCCUAAGAGUCUCCUGAACCUGACAGACAGAAGAAGCCUCUCCUCUUUCAGAGCUUACCUAACAACGCCUCAGCCUCCCGUUGGGAAAGACUGCUACGCCUACACCGCUGGCCUUCUCAUCAACCAGUCAGGAUACAGCAGCAUUGAGUUGAGCCCCAUAGCAGCUGUCAGUGCUCAACUCUUGUCCAAUGGCAGAGAGAUCCAGGUGACCGGGCCAGUACAGAUCACGCUACCCUUGGGGGACAACUCUGGACUGCAGGCCUCUCAUGCUGUGCCAGCCUGGUCCUUUGACCAUACUACUGGUGCCUGGAUGAACAGAGGACUGGGAAUUAUGAAGAUGGAGGAAGGGAAGUUGUUUUGGACCUUCAUGGCCCCUCAUCUAGGCUACUGGAUAGCAGCACCCAUGCCUUCGAUCAAGGGUUACAUGGGACAUGCCACCCCUAUGGACUUCAUCUCCUACCAUAGCUCCUUGAUCGUGGCUGUGCUAGGAGGACCUCUUGUCCUCCUUGUUGGAGUUUUAGCAGUGAUGCUCUGUUGUCGUAGGGAACCUAAGACAAAGAGGAUCCACGCCACCAAAAUGGCGUCGUUGGAGAUGGACCAAACCACCACGACACAUGACAACCAACUCUGCGAAGUGUCCUCUCAAGACUCCACACACUCUGAAGACGUAUCCCACCAAUUAUUAACGAGGAGGGGCGAUGGCAAAUUGGACGAUUCAGCCACUUCCAAGUACAAUGACGACUUCAACAUUUACAUUGCGGGUACAGAUCUUAUUGGUCCAGAGUCCUCCAGGCCUUUGCAGCAGGCCCUUCUUGUCAACAGCAGUGACAUUCUGUGGACACGGGGCAUUUCUGAGGGGAUAAAUCUACCUCUCUCUCUCAAUGAGAGCUUGUUCCUCCAGGACAGACUGCUCCACUUCCACAACCAACCUGUGGCUAUCCACCAUGCUCCGGGGCUUUGGAGCUCACCAGAGCAGCCCUCUCCGGGAUGCAGGUCUGCCACCCUGCCCCGAACAGGUGGGAUGUACGACCUUGGGCAAGGACAAACUGUGGGCAUGGACAACCUCACACAGACUUUACCCAAGGCCCCUCUGGCCACUCUGAGGCGCUCCCAGGGGCACGGCAGGGAGGGGACUUCACGGGGACAGGGAGGGCUUCACGGGGACACCCCCACCUUCAAGCCAGAGUCCUGGAGCCGCUACUACAGCAGCCUCCCAGAGUCCGUCUCAGUCCCCAGCACGCUGAACGAGGCCAGAGGAAGAGGAGGCCACCACCCUGGGGGUGGGCGUCCCUUUUCCAGUGAGCUCCAGGAAGCAGACCAGAAUUCAGAGCAGACCCCAUCAGAGCUCACCAGGGCCAGGCCCUCUCCUCUCGCCCCGCGGGCAUGGUUUGUAUCCCUGGAGGGCAAACCGGCCGCAGAGAUCUGCCGCAACUCUUCCUCCGUCACGGACUCCAAGAGAAAACGCAGGGCGGCAGGGGACAGCCGUGACACCAGUCUUGACUCUGGAGUGGAUAUGAGCGAGCCCAACAACCAGCCAACUGUUGGGAAUAGGCAGAUGAUGCUGGAUCGUAGUGGCACCUUUGUCAAGAGAGCCACGCUCCAUAUUAAGCCCCCCCUUCUCGUCUCCGGUGAGGAAUUGAACAAGGAGUGCAGCGGGAAAGGCGCCAUGGGGGGCCAGACCCCAAAUGAUGACGCCCCCCAGGGGACCAACCAUGGUGCUAGCGGAACUAGUACCAACGUCUCACAGGAGAGAGGGAAGGGGCCGAGUGCUUGCCCAGAGAGACACUGAGUUCAGGGCUAUAUUCAGUUGUGGAAUGUUCAGAUAUACAUUUACAACGUAGAAUAAACAUGUCCCUCUGACAUGAACAAUAAA